This is a messenger RNA of Nicotiana tabacum (common tobacco), 1110 nucleotides long. Its product is annotated as LOB domain-containing protein 25-like. The record is from RefSeq and is a predicted model, not a curated record. Lineage: Eukaryota; Viridiplantae; Streptophyta; Magnoliopsida; Solanales; Solanaceae.
UUAUUGUGCUUAGUCCUUUGGUCCCUUUUGCUUUCCGCUUCCAAUAUCUCCAUUAAAUGCUUAUUGUCUUCUCUCUUCUUCUUCUUCUUCUCUCUCUCUCUCUCAUUAUGUAUCUGCAUUUUUAGUACUUACUUUCUGUCUCCUGCUUCUAGGGUUUCUCUCUCAAAAUCUAACUACAAAAUAGUUUCAAUCCCCUUUUAAUUCAUUUUUAUUUCUAUUAAAGCUCCUAUAUGGCUACCAUAUUUUUGAUGCUACAAGAAUCAAGGUACAUAGCUUGAAAGACUUUGCACUACCAAAAGGAAAAUUUAAGACUGUUAGCAGGAAAUUAAAGUGUCUCUAAGCAAGCAAGAUGGCUUCUUCCAGCAGCUACUCCAACCCUCCAUGUGCAGCUUGCAAAUUCUUGCGACGAAAAUGCUUGCCAGGUUGCAUCUUCGCUCCCUAUUUUCCUCCAGAAGAGCCAACAAAAUUCGCCAACGUACACAAAAUAUUUGGUGCGAGCAACGUAAGUAAACUCCUAAAUGAAAUCCAACCUCACCAGAGAGAAGAUGCAGUCAAUUCACUUGCUUAUGAAGCCGAAGCACGUAUGAAAGAUCCAGUUUAUGGUUGUGUUGGAGCAAUUUCAGUUUUACAAAGACAAGUUAUUCGCCUUCAGAAAGAACUUGAUGCCACUAAUGCUGAUUUAAUGCGAUAUACCAAUCGCGAAGUUAAUAAUUCACAUGCAUAUAAUAAUCCGUCUGGAGGAGCUAUGAAUAAUCAAAUGGUAAAUCAACAAAGGAGUAAUUUGAAUUAUGGGAGAAGAAUGGGUCCUGUUGAUGGAACAGCUACUGGAUUUGAUCAAACUUAUGGGUUUUGUAUUCCAAAUUAUUCUCCUAAUACAUGGAACAGUAAUACCAUUUCAGGUAAUCACAACCCUGAGGCAGAUGAUGACAGUAGCAUGUGAUCAAAUGUCAUCCAAUAUAAUGAUUAGUACGUACUUAUUUUGUGUUAUUUCUAUAGCUAUUACUUUGUUAAUCAAUAUUGCUAAUUGCUCCCUUUUGAAUGGGCAAUUAAGUGCAUUUGUAUUUGUACAAAAACUAAACUAUAUAUAUAUGGUGGUGACUUGGGUGUUGU